CAUGAUAGCUUUGUGUGCUCAAAGUUAAACCGUUAAUAAUAAAAUAAAAAUUAAUAAAUCAUGUUAAUUUUUUUCCUGAGCUAUGACGCAACACAAUAUAAAAAAUAUGCUAAUAUCAGCUGAGAGACGCCGCCGCGAAUAUACACGGCCUGCAAUUAUUAUUUAUAAUCCCCCCACUGUAAAAAAAAGCGCGUGUGUGUGCCUUAAUUUAGACGAGACGCGUCUCUUCCAACAUAGUCUGCUCAAGAACCUUGAGCUGCUUUAACAUUGUGCUGAAUUUGGCCAGUCUAAAUAAUGAAACCAUCUUUGCCGAAAAUUGCGAAUUUUACCGGGUUUUACUUUUUGUUCCUUGUUACUUUUGGAAAGUGUGAGCAGAUUUGCCGCGAUGGAGAACCGCAGCUUCGGAUCUCAAAGGCGGAUGUUGAGGUGAAGGACGGAAUCAUUCUUUACGAAAAUCACGCGUUUAAGCCUGGAGAUUACGAGGUUGUGGGUGAUUUUUACGUCAUUUGUCCCUGCAACGUCAAGUAUUGCGUGAAGACCUGCACCGACUUAGAAAACGGAGAAUAUUUUCCACCAGAUAAGAAUUUCAAAGUUGACGUUUUGACGAAAGAUGGCCAAACUAAAACCGUCGAUUUCUACAGCCACUUCUACCCAUUCAUCGACACUCGCGAUUGCAAUAACAACUGGGAAGAUAUUACAGAAAAUGAUUAUGUCUUAUUAGAGAACGGAAGCCUGGCACAUUCUUUGCAUCAAGAUUUAUAUUUGGAAUACAAAUACUCAGGAUACUGUUUUGCUCAGGACAAUGAAGGGGAGAGCAAGAAGAUUGUUUGCGUCGCAGAUAUCACUGAUUCGGAAGGAAGCGGAAUUUUCUAUAUCAACCUGAUACAUAUUUUAACUGCGUUCUCUGCAAUUUUCCUGCUCAUCACAGCAAUAGCGAUUGUGGCAUCAAAGGAGAGAAAAUCCAAUUUGGGCAAACUCGCCGUUUGCUUUUCACUCACCAAUGUGGUUUCCUACUUGAUUUUCAUUUAUUAUUACUUUGUGAAGCCAGAAAAUUUCACCUACAGCAAAGGGAUUUGCAACAUUUUAGCAAUUACGGUUUAUGUUUCAAAACUCAGUUCGUACUUUUGGCUCAACUCGAUGUGCUUUGAAAAUUUCCGGCUUUCCAAGUGUUCCCGUGAACCUGAAACCUCCAGAUUUUUCAUCUUUUCAUCACUUUACUCCACCUUGAUGCCUUUUAUAGUUAUCCUUAUAUUUUGGGAACCAUCGCACGUUUUGUGGUAUUUUUUCAAAGUUGAUUUUAACGUAUCAAUCAACGAAAUUACUUGCUACAUUCAAGAUAUUGCAAUGGAAUUGAUCGUUCUUCACUGUCCCAUUUUUAUUGUGUCAAUCUCAAGUUUGAUCAUCUUGGUCGCAACAUUGAUUAGACAUUUAAAUUUGGGGCGAGACAAGGACUUCAGCUGGUUUGCAAUUUGCGUGCUGCUAUUUAUCAUCAUGGUGAUUCCAGUAAUAGUGGAUUGCGGCGUAUUUUUGCUAAUGAAUGAAAGCGACACCUCCAUCGUAGCGAUCAUUUUAUAUAAUUUGAGUUCACUUUGUGGGAUCCUCGUUUUCUUGGUUUUUUUCACUUUCAAUGAAAAUUUCAGGAAAAGCCUGUUUUGUUGCAGAAAAGCUGCUCAACCGUACAAUGAAGCAGAACUACGCUAGCAAAAUAUAUAUAGCACAACAGAUAAUGAAAACUGUGCAAAAUUAAAUAUAAAAGGAUUAUAUUAUAAAUAUCCAUUGCUGGUUCUUGACUAGAAUACGCCUUGUAUUUCUAGUUUUUGUCAUUUGCAAUGGAAAUGUAAGGGAAACUGUAUUUUGUCGAGGAUGGACUAUUCAACGAGACUCCUCAUAGAACUUUGGAAAUUUUCUAAAAUACUAACCAAUGUUCUACUCAAGCCAAAUUUUUGGAACUGUAAAUCUCUGAAGAAAAAUUAUAUUAUGUUUUAAACUUUUUUGUAUAAAUUCUAAUCUAUUUUUAUUUAUUAUAUUAAAAAUGUACUUUUAGUAA
Neocloeon triangulifer is the source of this 2047-nucleotide messenger RNA. RefSeq names its product probable G-protein coupled receptor Mth-like 4. The transcript has 7 exons. Bases 295 to 1701 code for a protein of 468 amino acids. NCBI's taxonomy places the organism in Eukaryota, Metazoa, Arthropoda, Insecta, Ephemeroptera, Baetidae. Gene Ontology annotation, molecular function: G protein-coupled receptor activity. The record is from RefSeq and is a predicted model, not a curated record.